UUAUCAGGAUACUUUGGACAGUUCGGACGCGUUCUUCUGAGGGCCCUCCGGUCUGUAGAUACGGUCGCACUUCAGGACGGUCGCGGUCAGGUGGAUUAAGGUGGAAUUUCUUCUGCAGACAGCCUGCGCCCCUAAGUGGAGGCACAAGAAAGCCUCGUCACCCAGCUUCGACCAGGACGACGACAACGAGUGAUGAUGGGUGGCAGAGGGCAAUGAGUGUGCGAGAGUGUGGGCUUCAGUUGGCAGUGGUACGCUGUUACGUGUGAUGUGGUACUCUUACCGUCGUCGUGCCGAGUACAGGUGAAAGACGGUGGUUCAACUAACGGGGGUCCUACACUGCCGUGUGUAGGUUAUGGAUUUCUGACGUUGGGCACUGCCAGACAGGGUGACGACAAUUGACCUCGGUGGAAUGCUGUGGCGGCGGUGCAAGAAGUGAAACGACAUGAGAUGAUUGACAGAAUUGAGUGGUGAUUCGGAGGGAUUGAGUGGAAGUGAAUUAACGAUACCGAUUAACGGUUGACUUGCGGAUCGAGGGUUGUCGCUGGUAUUCUGGUGAUUUUUCGUAUUUUUCCUUCGAGUUCAACCGCGACGACGACGACGGGCACUGGCAGAAAAGCACCACGCCGGGGUCACCGAAUCGCACUAACAAGUGAGAAGCUAAUUGGGUUGGAAAAUGAAUGUGAAUGUUAAAUGAUCCGUAAGAUCUGUGGCAUAAUUUCACGGUUUGGAGAAUAGCCGCGAUUACUGCGGUUAUCGCUUAGAGGCAGAAGAAAGAAAAAAUCCUGAUCGAUUAAAUUAAUGAUUCAGAUUCGGUGCUCCGACCGUAUGAAGAGGCGUGAUUGAAUUGAGUGAAGUGAGUGAUGGUGUAAAGGCAGCAGAAUUUCAUGCCCGGGGAAAUCGAAGAAAGGGCAAAUCAUUAAAUUUGCAUCCUUCAGUGAGCUAGCCGGAUUGGUUCGUUGGCAUCAUCAAUCAUCCGGUUCUUCGAUUCAACCAACGUCAGUCAAGUAGCUGUGAAGAGAAGAAAAGAUCCCGCCCAUUUUGGUCCACUCUAGCGGUGGUGAGUCCCCCCAGCAUCCAGCCAAUCCUCAAAAGAGAUUCGAGAAUCAAUUUCCACGAUUUGUUUGAGUUUUGCUACGCGCGCGCGAGAGUAGUGUGGGAUAUUAUGGCGCCAGCACCAAACCGAAUAGCGACGUUUUGACUAGCGACACUUUUCGACUAGCGACACUUUUUUUCAGUACCGGGUGUAGUGCGCUGUGUGCGUUCAAUGAUGCACUAUCAUAUACGUCACUUCCGAUGUAAGUUGUAAACAACCCAAAAUUAACAAAAAUAUUUUUCUCAAAAAAAGUUUUUCGAUUUCCAAUCGAAUCCAUAAUACCUCUACAGUGCAGUGAGUGAGAAAACGGGCGAAAAAAAAGUUACCGAGUCACAACUCCAAAAGCCGGUGGUGAUGCCAAGUGAGUGAGGUGAUGAUCCCCCAAAAGUGUAUUUCAGCGUUCAAGGAUCCCCCGCGUCCAAAUCCUAAGUGAAAUCCCUCCCCCGCUUCGCCUCGCGCUGGGUCUGGGAAGUGGUGGGCUGGCUAUUGAUCUUGUGGGGCUCAAAGUGUGUGAUGCUGCUGGCGCUGUUGAUUGGAGCUUGUGGUGCCGUUCCGGGAAACUUUCAGCAAGUCAUCUCGGAUUGCUUAUUGUGGUGGUGGUGGUGAGAAACGACGUCUGGGCACAAAGUCGUUUUUUCCCCUGCGGUAAGCCGGAAGUGUAACAGAAGGAGUACGCAGAGGAAGACAGCGGGAGGAAGCAGAAAAGCGUCACAUCACCGCGCCGCAGGCAACGCAGCUCUCUACUCCGCAUCGGGACGAGAAUAACGAAUGAUAAAACCACCAGUUCCGUUUCCACAAAAUAACUCGUCCAAAUCGCCCAGCAAUCAUAGCGGACCCGAGCCAUUAGCAAUGAGAACGGGUUGCCCGUGCCGUCCUGGACAGCACCAACGCCACCGGCAGCAGAAUCAAAUUCGUCAACGAAAAACCCGUUCGUCACGGCCCAUUGGCAAAACGUGGACGUCGUACGCUCGUAAAGCUCGAUGAAAUCGCAAUCACCCCGGGCAACCGAAACGGUGGACGGCGGCGAGCGCGACAAAUGCUUUCGGAGAGCGAGAAUCACAAAAAUGUCCUACUUCACCAACAAUGACCAUUAAUCGCACCGGAAAUGAUGUUCUGCGACAUCUUGCUUUGCGUCGUCGUCCGGUAGAAUCUGCCACCGUUGCCGUUCAGCUGCAACACCAGAAACAACACCAACAACGGCACCAGGUCACACUCCUGCGAAGGAAGCAAAAACACGAACACCAGGUGUUGACGUGUUGCUCCCCGCCAUCCACCCAAGAGGUCGUUAGAACGACACUACGCUACCGCCAGAGUCUGUCGGCUUUGCGAGUCGGAUUUCUGUUUUUGCUGGCGCUAGUUUUCCCACGGUACGGCCUGGCGCUCGGUGCGAAAAAUGACAAGGAAAGUUUCGUUAAAACAACCGAUGUCGAAGCAAUCGAAGACCACCAAGCAAUACUGUACUGUCCACUUCUAGCGACGAAUCGCGAUAAAAUCAACAUGGUACUGUGGUUCCGAGACAACGUCGGCCUCCCGCUGUACAGCCUCGACGUCCGGGGGAAAUCACUGGACGACGCGCAGCACUGGUCGGCACCGCAAGUCUUCGGAUCCCGAGCACGUUACAUCAUCGAAAGCGAUCCAGCAUAUUUGGAAUUGAACGAAAUUAAACGUCAUGAUCAAGGCAUUUACCGGUGUCGGGUCGAUUUCCAAAACAGCCAAACCCAGAGCUUUCGCUUCAAUCUCACCGUCAUUAUUCCACCCGAGCCACCGGUAAUUCUGGAUCGAUGGGGACGCGUCAUAAAUAGUACAACAAUUGGACCAAAGGAGGAAGGAGAUGAUUUACUGCUCACGUGCCGAGUGGUUGGAGGACGACCACAGCCCGACGUGCUUUGGUUUAUCAACGAUAAUCUGGUAGAUAAUCAGAUCGAGCAAAACACCGGCAACGUCAUCGAGAACCGGCUGCUGUGGAACUCGGUCCAGCGGCACCAUCUGCACUCGGUGUUCACCUGCAAGGCGACCAACACCAAACUGGUGCCCCCGCUGACCAACCGGAUCGAGCUGGAUAUGUACCUAAAACCCCUCUCGGUGAAAAUCCUCAACUCGACCCAGUCGCUGGCCUCGAACAAGGACUACCGGAUCGUUUGUCAAUCGACCGGUUCCCGCCCGGACGCGAACAUCACGUGGACGAAAGGCAGCAAAAAGCUCAAACGGCACAAAAUGCACGUUCUUCGCAACAUGACCGUGUCGGUGCUGAUCCUGACCCCCACCGUGGAGGACGACGGCCGGAUGCUCGGCUGCCGGGCGGAGAAUCCACAAGUUCCCGGCCUGUUCCUGGAACAGUAUCAGAACAUUAGCGUACACUAUCCCCCGCAAGUGAGCUUGGAGCUAGGCUCAACGCUUUCCAUCGACGACAUCAAAGAGGGAGACGAUAUCUACUUUGAAUGCAAGAUACGAUCGAACCCGGCCUGGCGGCGGCUCGCCUGGUCACACAAUGGAGUGCAACUACCUCAGAACUCAUCGACGAUGAAAAUCGUACGCACGGGCCAAAGUCUGGUGAUACAGAAGGUGAGCCGCAGCUCGAGCGGAUCCUACCAGUGCGGAGCGCUCAACACCGAAGGCGAGACCGUGAGCAACGAGAUCAAACUCAGUAUCAAAUAUGCCCCCUUCUGCACCACCGACAAAAUCAUCAGCCUGGGCGUCUCGAUGGGCGAAACGGUGCUAGUUAGUUGUAAUAUAGUGGCACAUCCCAACGCAAGCCGGUUCUACUGGCGGUUCGAGAACUCCGAAGAAGUGAUCGAAAUCGACCCGGACCGGUUCUCCAACAAUGGCACCAGCAGUCAGCUGGAGUACACACCCGAAUCGGAUCGGGACUAUGGAACGCUGUCCUGCUGGGGAACGAACGAAAUCGGAACGAUGGCUGAGCCGUGUAUAUUCCAGUUGAUCACUGCAGGGUUGCCAACGUCGGUAAUCAAUUGCGAUUGGACGAAUAGCAGUUCCAAGGUGGACGUCUACUGCCACGCCGGGUACGAUGGUGGCUUGAGGCAGAAGUUCGUGCUGGAGAUGAUGUCCAAUCGGAAUCCGGGGUUUGUCAUCAACCUGACAAACCACGAGGAGCCAACCUUUUCCACGUCGUUCGUUUCCCUCAGGGAGCAACUGCCAAACGUCCACCAGCCGGACUCGCUGAAGCUGUUCGUCUACGCCGUAAAUCAGAAGGGCCGCAGUCCGGGAGUGUUCAUCACUGACCUGUUCAUUCCGGCCGUCGAGGAGCAGGAGCAAACCGAUGGCAAAAAAUCGACGCUGCUUACGCCGAUCCUGAUCGGACUGCUGCUGACCAUCGUGCUCAUCAUAGUCGUUAUAGUUGUAAGAAUUUAUCUGAAAUCGAAAAGACUUAAGCAAACUAUUGAUAAGGAAAAACGUUACACGGAGGAGUCCAAAAACACGCUGCUGUUGAUGGAUCAACCCAAGAAGGACAAAUCUCAAAAGGCUUCCAAAUGGAAAAGUAGCAUGGGUAAUAGUAUAAAAACUAGAAAUAAGAUCGAAACCAUUGACGACGAACAAGAUCCCGACCUAAUACCCUACCCCCGUCUGACCGACAUCCACCAGGAAGAGCUGAUCCCAAUGAACUCGGACAUUUCCUUCAAGCCGAAAACGGUUCGGCUGCCCCCGCCGGUAUCGAUGACGGCCACGUCCUCCUCGACGGCAACGACCACCAUCGUGAGCUUCAAGGACGAAGACAUCUCCGAGGCGGAAAUCAACCUGAAAGGAAUUGAGGACUUCCUGAUGACGAACCACGUUCCGGAGAGCUGUGUGUGAUAUCGAAGGACUCUCAUCUAGGAGCCGCCCGUCGCGUCAUACCCGCCCCCUCCAAAAACAAACGAAGCAAUCCCUUACUCACGCCGUGGCACAAUUACUUACGAAUCGCAAUCCAUCAACCCAUGGGAAAUAGGACAAAUCCUGAACAAAUCGAACCAAAUGAUCAUUUUUCUACCCCCGAAAGUGUCCGCAACCUGUUUUGUGUUUAGCCAGUAAGUUUUGAAUGUGCUUAAGUGCUGUGGACGUUACAAAUAAGAAACCAAAAUUGAUCCGCGGGUUGAUCGUGGACUCUUUCCCCUUCGCCAACGGAAACGCAUACGCGAAUAUCAAGAGAUGUGUAAAUAGUGGAACAGUAAAAAAAAAUGAAAAUGGAAACAAUAAUUUAACGAAACGCAAAACAAAACGAGACGUUAGUGGAAUGCGUGGGCUAGAAAUAUGUUUAAGACGACGAAGAAGAAAAAAAAACGAAGCUAGGAAAUUUAAUUAGAUAAUGAUUAUAAAUAAAUCUGUACUCAAUAUGGCAGUGUACCUAAAAGAUAUAUUAUUGAAAAUUAUUGCUAUUGACAGUAUUAUUGAAUGAAAACAAAGAUUGUUUGUACAAUAAAGAGAGUUUUAUACAAAAACCUUUCCAACGA
Aedes albopictus (Asian tiger mosquito) is the source of this 5538-nucleotide messenger RNA. RefSeq names its product nephrin-like. Bases 2177 to 4903 code for a protein of 908 amino acids. The transcript has 15 exons. Lineage: Eukaryota; Metazoa; Arthropoda; Insecta; Diptera; Culicidae. The record is from RefSeq and is a predicted model, not a curated record.